Messenger RNA from Equus caballus (horse), 1497 nucleotides. RefSeq names its product stabilizer of axonemal microtubules 4 (gene SAXO4). Lineage: Eukaryota; Metazoa; Chordata; Mammalia; Perissodactyla; Equidae. The record is from RefSeq and is a predicted model, not a curated record. Gene Ontology annotation, molecular function: phosphatase binding.
CUCCUGGCCUGGCCACCUCUCAGAGGGCCCAGGCCACUCCGGAGCAGCUCCUGCCUCCUGCAGCCUCUUGCUCGUCCUCAGAGCCACUGCGGAGGGCAGGUGAGGGUGGGGCCAGCUGCCUGUUGGUCUCCAGGAGAGCUGAGCCAACUCCCAGCGGGAGGUGGGCAAGACCAAGACAGCCGAGGGCCCCCCGGGGCCCUGCCCCACAGCAUCAUGAUGGGGAAACUCCCCCUGGGAAGUGUCUCCCCUUAUGUGAAGAUGAGUUCAGGCGGCUGCACGGAUCCGCUGAAAUUCUAUGCCACCAGCUACUCCGUAGCCUAUGGUAGGGAGGAUUUCAGGCCGCGCAUGGGCAGUCACAAAGGCACAGGCUACCAAUCAAAUUUCCGGCCUGUGGUCUCAUACCAAGCCAAGGUUGACACCCUGGAGCCACCUGGACCAGCCAUGGGGAAACAAGUCUGUGACAAUCUCCAGACAGUGACCAGUCAGAGUUUCCGUCCCCCAGAGGUAUCCGAUGGCGGAUAUCCCCUGCCCUGGGACCUGGCCAAGACCAGCUCUGGGUACUCUCGGGAGAAGUCCAACGUGACACCUCUGACCAAGGAGGUCAGGAAGGUCCAUUUUGACACCCCGGACUACAGGCCCCAGGCCAUCACCGGGCUGGAGCCCAGGAAAGUGCCCCUGCUCCACCAGCAGCAGGACAGGGGCUCCCUGGAGUGGGAGAAUGCACGAUACGGCCCGCACUUCAUGACUUCUGAGUAUAACUCAAAGUAUCUCAAGGAGCCUUCUCAGGAGCCAGACCUGUUGCAGAGGAGAUCCAUUGGAGCCAAGGAGGAGACCGGCUUCACCAAGGAGUCCACCAGGAGCCCCAUUGUCUUCCAGCCGCCCUCCCAGGCCCUGCCCGGGGACCCGGUCCUCCUCCCCAGCCGGAGUGUCACCAAGUCGGACUUUCUCCCCAUGACCUACCCUCAUGGCGAUGAGUUGCUGCCCACGCUGACCAGAGGCUCCGAGUGGGAGAAGAGCUUCAGCCGAGGGAAUGAGAGGACUCUGAACCCCAGAGUGCCCCCUCCCAGCCCAGAACCCAGCAGCAUGACCCGGCAAUUCCAGCCGCCGCAGCGGAUGCAACAGACAAAUGUCUCCCUGCUGGGCCAGGAGACCGUGGGGAACAAGGAGCCCACAGGGUUCAGCCUUAACAGUCCGAGCUAUGUCCGCAGCCCCUACGACCCAGGCGUGGAUAAUCGCUACCUCAACGCCUACAACCAAAGGUACUUCGAGAACAUCCCCAAGGGUCGAGACUGUGAAGGCUGGACUCGAGGUGGCAUCCAGCCCCAGAAGCCAGGAGGCUACACCCUCAACCAGUCGGCCACCCGCGUGGAGGCCACACCCACCCCCACGGAGAGCCUGCGGCGCCAGCACCCCUAUGUGGGAAGAACCCUGAUCUCAGCCGACCCCCUCUGCCGACCAGCCACACCUCACAGCAGCCGCUGCACCACCCCCAGCUGA